GGACAAGAUAUAGGUUGUAACCGUGACUGGUCAGGAAUUCCCUUCUUGCGUAGCUGCAAAGAAGUCCUGGAAUGCCAGCAUCCAUAGAAGAUCUACCUCCCGAACUUUACAAUCUCAUCUUCGACCAUUUACUAGCAUGCCAGAGGAACACCAUCUUGUCUUUAUCAAGAGCUCUUCCUCGUUCACCCAUUCCCAUCCACCAGCUCUUUGAACACAUCACCCUUAAACAUGCCGAUCAAGUAAUCUUGCUUUAUAUUCGUCUCCGUGGUGGUGCGAAGGAAGCCCCUUUAGUGAAAUAUUUCUCACUAGAAGCUUGGACGGUGGAUGCAGAUACAGUCGUGAACUUGACCAAUAUCCUAGUCAAUGUAUCAGAUCUUCGUCUCUGCAUUGGCCCUUCCUUUUCUCCUGAUCAUCUCGACGACAUGUUCGAACAACCAAAGGCCGCCCUGAAAUCCCUUUCACUACGUUUCCGCCCUUAUGUAAUGAGAGCUACAUAUAUACAGUUCUUAAAGGGGGCAUACUUUGAUGGCAUAAUUGAUGCUCUUUCCCACUGGCCAUCAGGUGAUCUCGAAACACUGUCGAUCGUACAAGACCCUCACGACUCUGCCCUAGCUGCACAGCAUCAUUUUGCCCAACCACUUGUCUUUUUUCGACUGGACUCGCUCACCGCACUUACUUGUUCUCCGUUCCUUCGACGCCUCCCUAAUCUUCGCUUGCGUAUACCAGCCCGUCAACUGGUUCGGUUUAUAUGUAUCCGUGCAGAAUCCCUGCCUGCCAUCAAUGUGCUCGAUUUAUCUACCUGUAACGUGGCCGAGUCGGACUUAGAAGCCCUUCUCCUACGUUUUUCCACAUUGCGACACUUGAUUUUGGACAUGUGUAAUCUCUUGCGCAGUAGUACUGAUUGGGCCGCUCUCGGUAAAAUCUGUGCUCUUGCAACUGUUCAGCGGGCUAAGGAAAGGGAAAAGAAGUUGAAAUCCUGGCUUGAGGUCCAAAGUAUUGAAAUAUCUGUUGCUCAACAGUCGAAUCUUGAAACAGAAAAUCACCAAGCCGGCUCGCGGCCUAGGAGAGGCCGUCGUGGUUUAGCGACUGCCGCGAUUUCGUUGCGAGAUCCCAAAGAGCCCACACCACCAACAAUUGCAAGGGCACGGAAUGUCCCGAGAGUUCGUGUCUUACCAUCCUCGCCUGUGCUCGAGUCAAUUUCCACCACGUCCCACUUCUUGGACGAUGGUACACACGAUUCUAUCCGUGCCGAGUUUGAAAUGGGUUGGGCUGAGGGUCUUGCUCAACUUGCAGCCAUCAGGACCAGGAUCCAUGCGUCAUGGAGAAAUGGGAUGAGGGUAAUGUAUUCUGUGGACCCAACUUGUGACGAAGGCUUUGAUGGACUAAUAAACGUCAAUGACGAUGGAGAUUUUUUCCCCGGACAAGGCAGUGUAUUAGCCUGUAAAGUUCCUGUACUUUGUAUCGCUGGCGCUGUGGCCAAUGGCGCUCAUGCCGAAGGUUGCGGGCACCAGAUCGCCAGAACCAUCUGGGACGAUGGGUUAGAAUGAGGUUAUUGCUAAUGCUAUAUGU
Serpula lacrymans var. lacrymans S7.9 is the source of this 1569-nucleotide messenger RNA. RefSeq lists its product as uncharacterized. The record is from RefSeq and is a predicted model, not a curated record. The transcript has 3 exons. The coding region runs from base 72 to 1547 and encodes 491 amino acids. Lineage: Eukaryota; Fungi; Basidiomycota; Agaricomycetes; Boletales; Serpulaceae.